Gigantopelta aegis is the source of this 1497-nucleotide messenger RNA. RefSeq names its product basal body-orientation factor 1-like. The transcript has 7 exons. The coding region runs from base 30 to 941 and encodes 303 amino acids. NCBI's taxonomy places the organism in Eukaryota, Metazoa, Mollusca, Gastropoda, Neomphalida, Peltospiridae. The record is from RefSeq and is a predicted model, not a curated record.
CAAAGCAACGAAAGACGAGGUUCGUUGCAAUGCCACCGAAGAAGAAAGGUAAGGGUAAAGGAAAGGGGAAGAAAGGAGGUAAAGGUGACGCACCAGCAGAAACAGAGAAGCCGAAAUCACCAGAACCAACAGAAAAGGAACUUUUACUGAAAGAAGAGCUUCAAAAGAUUACAGAUGAACUUGAAAAUGCAAAGAUCAAAGUUGAUGAUUUACGAAAGGAAAAUGACUGGCUGCAGACUGAAGCUCAUAAAGUUCGAGUGGAGAGUCAUGAAUACAUGAGCUUCAUAGAGAAGAAGACGAGUAAACGUCAGACAACUAUUAUUACUCUGAGUGAUCAUAACAAGCAGGAGAUAAGAAAUAUUCAGAUCCAGAAACAGAUGAUGGAAGAAGAUUUUGAUGACAAGAAAAAAGCACUAGAGAAUCUUCUGCUAGAAAAGGAGCACCUGCUAGAGAAAACAACACAGGAGUUGAAUGACCUUCAAGAAUAUAAGGACUUGCAAACCGAACAGUUGACCAAGAUCAGAGACUUGGAGAAGGACGUAAAGCAAAUGAGAGCCAAACAUUCUGAGGCCAUCCAGCAACUCAAGUCUGACUUUUUGAAGCAGAAACGAGAGUUUCAGAGUGAUUCAGAGAACAGAAUACACUCACUGGAAACAAAGGCAAACAAGGAGGCAUUACAGUGUUUGAUAGACCACACAAACCGAAUCAAAGUAGAAAACAGACAGUUAAGACGUGAACUGCUAGGGCUAAUUCAGAAAACCCGAGUGUUGCAUCAACAUGGGACUUCCCUGGAGGAACAGAAACGACAGCUGCUUUGUGAACAACAGUACGCGAACGACCUUAAAAAACUGAGAAAUGCUCGUCAACAUAAAGUGUACAAGUCGUUCCGACUGCUGGACGGGCAGGAGGCACAAGACGAAGAUGUUGACGCAGGACAGUGACGGUGUCUGCAUUGAAGAGUUCAAACAUUAACAAGUUACGACUAGUUUUGGAUUUAAAUACAAUACAUAGGGCUGAAUUUAUGAAGCCUGUUUUUCUUAAAUGCAGGUGUUUAAGCAGUUGUAAAUGUAUAUAGUUACAUGCGUGUGAGACAAACAGGUUUUGUAAAUUCGGAUCUUUAAGCUAUAUGCAUUGAAAAGAUGACAGCAACUGAGUGAGGUGGAUAGGGCCUAACUGUACAUUAAUUUGAUUUUUAACUGGGUUGGGUGGGAGCAAUGCAUUAUCGUCCCGAGUUAGGGAAGCAUUUAAAAUAUUAUUGGCAAUUUGGUUAGAAAAUCUGGAAGGCAAAUUGCAGUUUCGGUUCGCUGAACAAAAUAAAACAGAUUUACAGCUCUAAGGAAUUAGCUUUUUGGCAAAUUAGUAAUUAAAUAUAUUUGCCAAAUUUAGCUUUAAUUUGCAUUUGGUGAAUGACAGUGAUUACAGUAACUUUCGACAAUCUGUAAAUAAAUAUCAUUAUUUAUUUGUUUUUUUAAUUAUUUAUUUUAUACAAGAAAAAUU